Molecule: messenger RNA, 1665 nt
Organism: Fragaria vesca subsp. vesca
Lineage: Eukaryota; Viridiplantae; Streptophyta; Magnoliopsida; Rosales; Rosaceae
Product: transcription factor UNE12-like
Exons: 6
Coding region: 114-992 (292 amino acids)
Biological process (GO): regulation of transcription by RNA polymerase II
Cellular component (GO): nucleus
Molecular function (GO): DNA-binding transcription factor activity, RNA polymerase II-specific; RNA polymerase II cis-regulatory region sequence-specific DNA binding; protein dimerization activity
Source: RefSeq, a predicted model, not a curated record
CUCUCUCUCUCUCUCUCUCUCUCUCUCUCUCUCUCUCUUCUUCUUUGCAUGUAGAUGCUCUCUGAAAACCCUAACUCGCCCCAAACCCCCUAUCUCAUCUCCGAUUCCUCCCCAUGGCCAACAACCCCUCCGAAGCCCAGGCCGACGAUUUCCUCGAGCAAAUCCUCGGCCUCCCCAAUUUCGCCUCCGCCGAUGCUAAUUUGACCGGCGCCGACGGAGGCAUGGCCGGACCUCCGUCCUCGAUGAUGCUGCAGCUCAGCUCCGGUGACGGCUCCGGCCACAUCGGCGGCGGAUUCCACGGCGGAGUGUUUCCGUUGGGGCUGAGCCUGGAGCAGGGGAAGGCCGGGUUUUUGAAGCCUGAGGAGGCCUCCGGGAGCGGGAAGCGGUUUCGAGACGACGUCGUUGAUAGUAGAGCUUCUAAUGUCAAAAAUGUUUUCCAUGGGCAACCGAUUUCCAGUACAGUUGCUGCAGCACCACAUCCACCAGCCAUGCGACCGAGGGUAAGGGCUAGAAGAGGACAAGCUACGGAUCCACAUAGCAUAGCUGAGCGGUUGCGCCGUGAACGAAUAGCAGAAAGAAUUAGAGCGUUGCAGGAACUAGUUCCCAGUGUGAACAAGACAGACAGAGCUGCUAUGCUUGACGAAAUAAUGGAUUAUGUGAAGUUCCUGAGGCUCCAAGUAAAGGUUUUGAGUAUGAGUAGAUUGGGAGGAGCUGGUGCUGUGGCACCACUUGUAACGGACAUCCCACUAUCUUCGGUUGAGGAAGAAGGUGGCGAAGGUGGUAGAAACCAACCGGCAUGGGAUAAAUGGUCUAAUGAUGGCACAGAACGACAAGUCGCUAAGCUUAUGGAAGAAAAUGUUGGAGCUGCAAUGCAGUUCCUUCAAUCGAAGGCUCUCUGCAUCAUGCCUGUUUCACUAGCCUCAGCAAUUUACCACACACAACCACCAGACACCUCCAGCGUUGUCAAGCCUGAAAUGAAUCCUCCUUCAUAGACCUCAAGAAAAAGAAAGGGUAUGCGUUCCCACUGCCCCGUGGAAAACACACUAGAUGCUCUUGGGGUCCCAUGCCUUGCUUGUCUCAUUCCUACCCCCAUCUUUAGUUGGUUUGCUCAGCUUCAAAUUGCAUUCAAAGUCAGAUGCCAUAGUUUCUUGCUUUUGCCUUUUCUUUCAACUUUUGUCAAGACAGGGUUCGAUGUCAAUGCUCUAAAAAAUACGAGCAGGUCCUCCAUGUCUUGCCAGGUUAAAGUAAAGGAGAGGAAUUGUCAAAAGCUCACUUGAUAUGCUCUUCUUUUUGUACCAAUGGUGGGGGUAGUGGAAAAUGAUGGUAGCCCUUUUGUAGUGGGACUCUCAUUGUUGCUAGUGGGUUAUGGGACCUUCUGAAAAGGAAUAGAGCAGUAUAUAUAAUAUAUCUUUCAAUGUAUCCUAGAAGAUUGUAAUGUAGAGGAUGAUGCAUAAUGGUUGUUGCUAGUUUGAAAAUGCUGGGUACCAGAAGUCCAGCAAAAUUGAUAAUGCUACUUUUGGUUUAGGGGAUUCGUGAGUGAAUUUUAAUAGGGAAUAUGGACUUUUUUUCUGUUCGCCUAAAUCAUUAUUGGAGGAUAAUUCAUUAGGAGGGAGAUAGUGGAUAGUCUGAUCUGACUAGGUCUGUAAAGUGAUGGAUAUGCGUAGG